Molecule: messenger RNA, 789 nt
Organism: Alligator sinensis (Chinese alligator)
Lineage: Eukaryota; Metazoa; Chordata; Crocodylia; Alligatoridae
Gene: TRH
Product: thyrotropin releasing hormone
Exons: 2
Coding region: 1-789 (262 amino acids)
Biological process (GO): hormone-mediated signaling pathway
Cellular component (GO): extracellular region
Molecular function (GO): thyrotropin-releasing hormone activity
Source: RefSeq, a predicted model, not a curated record
AUGACAUCAUUCCAGCUGCUGCUGCUGCUUUCCCUGACUCUGUCUGGCAUCUGCCUGAAUUUGGGGCAGCCCACUCUGGAUGGUGGUGAGAACGGGGAAAGGAGCCACCUGGAUGACAUCUUGCAGAGGGCAGAAAGCAUCCUCCUUAGGUCUAUCCUCAAGAAAGUAGAAGAGGAGGAAGAGCUCAAUAAAGAACCAGAUGCUUCUGAGCCAGACUCUCUUUCCAAACGACAGCACCCUGGGAAAAGAUUCUUCAAUGAACUGGAAAAGAGACAGCACCCAGGGAAAAGGGAAGAUGGGGAAGAAGCCUUGUAUGGUGACAUCCAGAAGAGGCAGCAUCCAGGAAAAAGAGAGGAAGACGAUGACCUUGACCACUACCUGGAGCUGCAGAAGCGACAACAUCCUGGCAAAAGGUCACUGUGGGACCAGUAUGUUGAUGCCCCUGGCACCCAGCUGACCUACCUGAAUGAAUUAUCCAAAAGGCAGCACCCAGGCAAGAGGUAUCUGGUUUAUGCCAAGCGUCAGCACCCUGGCAAGAGGGGCUGGGAGGAUGAGCUGGAUCUGGGGGAGCAGGACUUGGAGAAACGGCAGCACCCUGGGAAAAGAUUCUCCGACUCUGAAAGCCCAGAUUAUGCUGCCCCCUGUGACCUCCAAGAUGACUUCAACUGUAGCAAAGGCAGCUUAUUGCUCGAGUUAUUAGAUAAUGUCAAUAAGGGCAGGGUGGAAGAGAAGCGGCAGCAUCCGGGGAGGAGGUCUGCAUGGGAAAGUGAGGCUGAGGCAGAGGAAUGA